UCUUUCCUUGAGCGCUCACUGGGUGAGACACUCCUUAGGCGCUCCUCAACUCGAUCCACUCAUGAACCCACACCACUGGCAGAAUUAUUUUCUGGAAAUAGAUAAGAAGAAUUGCUGUGUGUUCCGGGAUGACUUCAUUGCCAAUGUACUACCACCGGUGUUGGGGCUGGAGUUCGUGUUCGGGGUUCUGGGCAAUGGCCUGGCCCUGUGGAUCUUCUGCUUCCACCUCAAGUCCUGGAAAUCUAGCCAGAUUUUCCUGUUCAACUUGGCUGUGGCUGACUUUCUCCUGAUCAUCUGCUUGCCAUUCCUGAUGGACAACUAUGUGAGGAAGUGGGACUGGAGGUUUGGAGAUAUCCCUUGCAGGCUGAUGCUCUUCAUGUUGGCCAUGAACCGCCAGGGCAGCAUCAUCUUCCUCACAGUGGUGGCUGUGGACAGGUAUUUCCGGGUGGUCCAUCCCCACCAUGCUCUGAACAAGAUCUCCAAUCAGAGAGCGGCUGUCAUCUCCUGCGUCUUAUGGGGCGUCACCAUCGGCCUGACGGUUCACCUCCUCUACAAAAAGAUCUUGAUCAGGAAUCAAGAUGCAAAUUUGUGCAGCAGCUUUAGCAUCUGCCAUACCUUCAGGUGGCAUGAUGCUAUGUUCCUCUUGGAGUUCAUCCUCCCCCUGGGCAUUAUCCUGUUCUGCUCCGUCAGAAUCAUCUGGAGCCUGCGGCAACGCCAAAUGGAUAGGCAUGCCAAGAUCAAGAGGGCCAUCAACUUCAUCAUGGUUGUGGCCAUUGUCUUCAUCAUCUGCUUCCUGCCCAGUGUGGCUGUGCGUAUACACAUCUUCUGGCUCUUGCACACCACAGGUACGAAGAACUGUGACAUCUAUCGCUCUGUUGACCUGGCGUUUUUCAUCACCCUCAGCUUCACCUACAUGAACAGCAUGCUGGACCCUUUGGUGUAUUACUUCUCCAGCCCAUCUUUUCCCAACUUCUUCUCCACCUUGAUCAACCGCUGCCUGCGGAAGGAGACGCCAGAUGAACCAGAUAAUAACCGGAGCACGAGCUUCGAUCUCACAGGGAAUCUGACUACUACCAGGAGUGUCCCUGAUGCUUUAAUGGCUAACCCCAGUGAGCCAUGGAGACCCUCUUGUCUGAACCCAGCUUCUCAUUAAGUAAACAAGCCAAGAAGGGAGGUUGUCACCCAGAACCAGGAUCUCUGGAGAAACAGUUUGGCUGGUGCACAGAGUAACAUCAUCAGACCUGGCCUGCAAUUUCCUGGAACUUCCAGAUUCAGAGAAUCAGAUUUAGAGAAGUGGUGUGGCCAUGUGGGCUGCUUGGUUACAAGGUGUCACCACAGGAAUCCUGGGGGAACAAAGAGGAAAGUUAGGUGUCUAAAACUGCUGCUCAGUCUCUGACACUUGCAGAACCACAGGUAGCAAGGCUGCCCACAUUGCUGCCCAGCAGAGUUGGAGCCACUGGGAUGGCUGUCAGCAACUGCAAUUUGCUGGCCUCUUUCCCUCACCUGCCUGAGCUUGCGAUGGUUCUCAACUCCUGGGGUGAUAGUUAAUCUGAUCUGUGGGCUCCAUCUGGGAUAAGGAGAGCUAAGUGAUUGGAGGGGAAUUAUUGCUCCUACAAGGAGCCCAGGCAUCAGGACAUAAGCCAGUAGGUCACCUGCACUCCAUGGGACCAAUUCAUCUUUCUGCCAAGCUCUAGCAGAAAUGGACCAGGACCAGACAAAGAGACUGGAGAACUUUGAUUGACAGUCUGAGUUCCCAGUGAUGGUAAGGGGAUUAGCCCCUAAUCCCUAAAGGGAAGGAAGUACUAAGGGGAAGGAAGGGGAUUUAUGCUACAAUCUGAGGCUAAUCCUUUCCUCUUUUGUUUACACUGAUUUGAAGGCUGAACAGUUAAAAAGGCUUCAGGGAGGAGGCUGCUUCCCACCUGUUUGCUUUCAUCACUAAAGGGGAAAUGCUUCCCAAUGGUUGGAAGGGGAAGCUUUCUCCUGCUUCAUUUGCUUGUGUUUCUGUACUUAUAAGAACUCUACCCCCUCAAUAAACUUAGA
This is a messenger RNA of Manis javanica (Malayan pangolin), 2040 nucleotides long. RefSeq names its product hydroxycarboxylic acid receptor 2. Lineage: Eukaryota; Metazoa; Chordata; Mammalia; Pholidota; Manidae. Gene Ontology annotation, biological process: G protein-coupled receptor signaling pathway. The record is from RefSeq and is a predicted model, not a curated record. Gene Ontology annotation, molecular function: nicotinic acid receptor activity. Gene Ontology annotation, cellular component: plasma membrane.